Molecule: messenger RNA, 276 nt
Organism: Babesia bigemina
Lineage: Eukaryota; Apicomplexa; Aconoidasida; Piroplasmida; Babesiidae
Exons: 3
Coding region: 1-276 (91 amino acids)
Source: RefSeq, a predicted model, not a curated record
AUGGUAAAAUCGUGCCGCAGCUCAACUAGGGGCUCCGCUGCGCAUCUAUAUCUUGGAACGAAGCAGAUUAUAGGGUGCAUUUUCGAAACAGCUUCUAAGACAAUGAGUUUCGAGUGUAAGUCGUGUGACGUUAGUCAACAGGGCGGGGUGUUGAUAGGCGUUGCUUGUUCUCUCUUAAUAUUCGCCAUAUGUUUCAACGUCGGGAUUGUGGCAUUGGAAACAGACGUGUUCUCCAAUAUGUUCCGAAAAUCUCCAAGCCUUCCAUCCAAUAAAUAA